Messenger RNA from Amorphotheca resinae ATCC 22711, 591 nucleotides. RefSeq lists its product as hypothetical. The record is from RefSeq and is a predicted model, not a curated record. The coding region runs from base 1 to 591 and encodes 196 amino acids. Lineage: Eukaryota; Fungi; Ascomycota; Leotiomycetes; Helotiales; Amorphothecaceae. The transcript is spliced from 2 exons.
AUGGCACCCAAGAGACCUCUCGAAGAUGAUGCGGCUGCAUCGCAGCCAAAGAGGCCCCGCACAGGAUUCAAAGUCGGCCCCGACAACCUACCAGACGGAACAUGGAGAAGAAAAGUGGUCAAGAUCAAGAAGGAUCUUAUCUACAAGGCUAAGGUCAAGAAAUCCUACGCCAAAAUCAAAGCACGGGAGCCGAUCGAAGAACCUCGGGCACUCGCUGCCAUCCUCCAAGAGCCUGCCCCCGAACCGUCCCAAGUAAUCCACCCCGAACGACAGGCUAUGCUCGAUGCUCCCAAAGAACCAACCCCGCCACCUCAAUCCGAAUCACAACAGCGUCCUAGGGAGAGACGGCCAAAGCGGCCGAAGUAUUUCGAGAAGGAGCUAGCAAUUGCAGAACAGCGGAAAGCGGAGGCAGAAGCUAGGAGAGCGGAAUUCGAGAGGAGGGACAGAGAACGAAGACAGAAGAUUGAGGAGAGGGAGCGGUUCCGGAAGGCGAUGGCUAAGGCGAGGACGGGUGGGAAGAAUGGACAAAGGAAAUUGGGGAAAGAGUCGAAAGUGCUCUUGGAAAGGGUUAAGAAGAUGGUCGGCGAAUAA